Dromiciops gliroides (monito del monte) is the source of this 1183-nucleotide messenger RNA. It is a transcript of the gene S100A5, whose product is annotated as S100 calcium binding protein A5. The coding region runs from base 45 to 326 and encodes 93 amino acids. The transcript is spliced from 3 exons. Gene Ontology annotation, cellular component: cytoplasm; nucleus. Gene Ontology annotation, molecular function: transition metal ion binding; calcium ion binding. The record is from RefSeq and is a predicted model, not a curated record. Lineage: Eukaryota; Metazoa; Chordata; Mammalia; Microbiotheria; Microbiotheriidae.
UCACUGGUCGAUUUGGCUUAAUUGGAUCUGAAAGUCUUCCUGGGAUGGAGACUCCUCUUGAGAAGGCCCUGACAACCAUGGUCACCACUUUCCACAAAUAUUCUGGGAAGGAGGGCAGCAAAUUGACCUUGAGCAGGAGAGAAUUGAAGGAGCUGAUCAAGAAGGAGCUCUGCUUGGGGGAGAAAAUGCAGGAGAGUGGCAUCGAUGAACUGAUGAAAAGCCUGGACCGGAACAGUGACCAGGAGAUUGAUUUCAAAGAAUAUUCUGUGUUCCUGACCACACUGUGUAUGGCCUACAAUGACUUCUUCUUGGAAGAAAAUAAAUAAGUGAAUGAUAGGCCACUGUCCUGGGGGCUAACCUUCCCAGUACAAUCUCCUUCCCUUAGCCAGGGCCUUUGCUCCCAUCCCAUUUUCCCCAAUUCCCAAUAAUGGGACUAAUAAACCCUCCAGGUCUAUUUUACCCAGAGCUAGUAGACCUUUGCCCUUUUCCUAGGAGAUAGGUACACUUUAAUCUUCCUUGGCCUACUCUCUCUCUCUGUCUCUCUCCCUUCCUUCCUCCCUUCCUCCUUUCUUUCUUCCCUGUGAUCUCAUGGGUAUAUACCAAAUGCUGUUCAGCAACUCACCUGUAAUUUAGAGUUUAAGGAGUUAUCUAGAGCCCUGAGAGGUUAUAACUUGCCCACAGAGUUGGCUAGCAUGGUAAAGGCAGGAUUUGAACCCAGGUUUUCCUAACUCCAAAGCCAGCCCUCUCUAUCCACUAGACCAUAUUACCUCUCUUGCUCUCAUUCUUUUUGAAAAUAUUUAUUGAUGCUUUUUUCCCCAUCCACUAUCACUUCCCAAUGACUUUCCCUCUCCUUCCGUAUAUAAUCCUCUCUAGUAAAUGUAUAAAUUAUUUAUUUAGAAUUUUAUUUCCCCCCAAUUAUAUGUAAUCUUCCUUAUUAAAAGAAAAGAAACAUAGUUAAGGAAGCAAAACAAUGCAUUGGCAGGGACUGACAACGUAUGUCUUAUUCUAGUAAUCAAUCAAUCAAUCAAUCAAUAAUCAUUUAUGAAGUGCCUACUGUGUUUCUGACCCUCUACACCUGUAGUCAGAGGAGUCUGUUGUACAAGGAAGGGAGGUGUUUUUCAUUGUCAGUCUUCCAGAACCAAGAUUACUUCACCCUCAUCCUCCAAACCUCCUUUCCAAUUCA